ACCAUAUUGAUGACUGUACGUUGAAAAAGAAAAUGGCGGCUUCAUCUUCAAAGAAAAAGAACGCAAAAUCGGGAAUUUUCGAUAAGGUUAGAAAAUUUAAAUAGAUUUGAGGUGUUCUUAGACUAUUUUUAUUCAAGGAAAGUGUAAUCAAUGAUAUGUUUUGGUUGUUUACUCUAUUAUCUUUUGAUUAUGUAGUGGGCCUUGGGUUCCGACCAUCCCGUGAAAAUUGAUAAAUGGGAUUGCAAUGCUGUUAAGAAUACCCUUGAUGAUGCAGCCAAGAAGGUGAGUUAUGUAUCUAACUCUUUGAAAACCAUUAUAACUCAUUCAUUUGGUCAUUGAUCUCGUGAUUUAGUGUCUUUCCUCAUACUAAAAUAUUAAAUGUAUUAAAGCUUAAUUAUAAAUUGUCGUUUAUAGACUGCAAGAAACAUUGUCUUAUAUGAAAACAAUUUUAAAUCAACAUCAAUCGACUCCAUCUUUUAUUGAAAUAUGAUAUUAAAAAUUUUCACAAUGCUUGAAAACCCAAAGGUAGCUAUCAUACUACUUGUUGUGUCCUCAAAAAAGAAGAAAAUACAAAAAAAUUAAUACAUUAACUCCUAGAUGCACCUUUAGUGUAAAAUAUUGUGUAUAUGUAUCAACAAGCAAAAAAGAAGUCAAGAUGGCUGGAUAUUGGUGUCAGUCUUUUUUGAGUUUUUAUGGACCAAGACGAAGUCAAGAUCAAUAUCCAGCCAUGCCUUGGUGGAACUAGCAUCCGCCUUAAUCUGAAUAUAUUUAUUCAUCUGCUAUGGAAUUAUCUGGGGUAAGCAGCUUUCUUCAGCCUCUGCGAUAGAGAUACACUCAAUAAAAAACAUGGAUGCAAAUAUUAUGUGGGGCUUUUGCAGAGAUGAAGUAACUUUUCUUGGUUUUUGUCUUUCCUUUGUCUGGUUUUGUGUAAAGGGAGCUUUUUUCCCCAGGGGGGUACUCUCUAAAAUGGCCGGAGCCCAUGGGCUCCUGAUAACGGCUUAUACAGGGAGGUUCUACCGCAAUGCAAAGAGGUACCUUUUUCAGGCUUCAGCGAUAUGAAUUGGUGGGGAUUUCAUUAGUUGAACUAUGUGAAAGUGUAGGGAAAUCUGUCAUUUUGGUCGUUAAUAGGCCCAAAAGGGCUAAGAGAUGCACUUUAUAGCUUUGAAAAAGUUGACAGAAUGUUCUGGUUUUGUGAUCUAUUCAUAUUUUAAAGAGAGUGCUUUUACAGCAGUUAAAAGGGAUGCAAGAUUCUAAACUAGGAAUGUGAAAGGGGUAACAUUUGUCAAUGGAAGCUGUUCAAAAGGGGUACGUUUUUUGUCAGAAGUGAUAUACAGAAGGGUAAGGGGUUGGAUCUCACAGCAGAGCCUCUUCAUAUAAAACUUUUGUUGAGCAUGCUUUUUUCUGAAAAUUGGGCAUCAUUCCUACCGCCCUCUCACUAUUAUACCUGAGCCUCCAAUCCCUAGCCUCCAAUUCCUCAGUCCCUGUUAUAAAUAAGUUUUUAGUACAUGUAAGUUAAAUGGCAAUCAACAGUUAAGAGUGGUUUUUUGAUACAAGUUUAUUCAAUCAAGGUGUAAAUAGCUCCACAUACUUGGCUUAAAGAAUAAAAAAUAUUCACGUGUAAACUAGACUUGAAGUGAACAAAUUUUUAAGCAAUUUCACUGCUUGAGUUUGUAUCAAAAUGACUUGUAUUGAAAUGACUUUGCAUAGUUACCCAGUCAAAAAGCAUUUACCUGAUAUUUAUGUUUCAGGUGAUGACAGAUGCCUUUGGCUACAUAGAGGACCAUAAAGUUACAGAUAUUCGCUUGGCUAUCUGCACUAUUUCUUGCUGCUUUGCUUUAGCUGCCUUGAUAUAUGACUAUCUGUUUCCUUUCCCUGUCUCUAAGCCCAUUCUCACCACCUGUGUGGUUUUGUAUCCUCAUGAUAAAUAAUAAUAAGCAACAAUCUCCAUGAAAUGUUAUAAUUUCGGUUAUGACAUAUAGUAUCACCCACCUUUUUUAAAUAUAAGUGGAUUGGUUUCAUUAAAACUAUCUGUAAAUACUAGUAGUAGGGUUCAUACAGAGUCUUGAAUUUUUGAAAGCUAUGACAAGUGCUUGACAAGUAAAAUUUUUUUUAAUGUUGGUCAAAUCAUAUUAAAUCUCGCCUGCACGUCAUGGAAAAGCUUUGUUCCUGCGGUUUUGUAAGGUCUCUAUUGAACAGCUAUUUGAUAACCUUGAGUCUGUGAAAAGUUUGAACCCAGGAGUCAUUUGAGUCUGGAAAAAGAAGUUAUUGUUUUGAAAAAAGUCUGGAAAAAGUGUUGAAUUUUGGAUCAAAAAUCGGUACAAACCCUUUGGCAGACAAGCCACACCUUCUGCAAAGGAUUAAACUACACCAUCUUCAGUGGUAAUUUACCUAAGAGUAAGCAAGUAACUAAGUUGUUUUGACACAAAGCAAGUUAUACUUAAAAGUCAAAAGAUUGUGAGUUCAUGCAUGACUACCUUGCAUUACAAUAGCCACCAUCUAUAAAUACAGAGCAGGCCGUUUUGAAUUUUUUUUCACGGUUUUCAUUUAAAUGAAUCAUAUGACAACUCUUGUCUCAAUGAUAAAAUCAGUAGUCCAGUAGUGUUGUAUGUGUCAUAGCCAUUAACUUAUUUCCAAUGUCAUGAAAUUUUAGACAGGUAAAAAAAAUUCUUAAGAAAAUAUUACUCACAAUAAAUAUGCGGAUGUCAUGAUACAAGCCUGGGACAGAUCGAUAACUUUCUUUAACAUCAGACUUGCCAUAACAUGAAUCUCAAAAAAUUUCUUUCAGCAGCAUUUUGUUAUAACCAAAACAGGUUUUUGUUUCAAAGUAUUAAGCAGUAUUAAACAUGAUUUUUUUUCAUUAAAGAAUUUAUCUAUUAGUUGUCCUGAUACUCUUAAAAUUAUGUGAUUUGGUUAAUACAGCUACCUUAACCAAUCUUAGAUAUUUUAUAUUGAUGACCGCACUGACAAUCUUCACAACUUUGGUGGAAAAAAAUUACAUUAUGUUUGCUGUCCAGAAGGAUGAAGCUGGAGUAGUAAGUAUUUUAACACUUAUUAUCACUGUCAUCAUCAGUAUUAUUGUUGCACAGAAGGAGCGAUUGGAACAGAGCUACUAAAGAAUUUAUAAAAAAGACUUGAGGCUCAUUUGCUAAGUGCUGUUGAGGUUGAAAUUUGGAAUGUUUGUUGUGCUGUGAGAUUAAUUUCUUUUCUUGCUUCAUCAUGUUGGCGGCCUUGUCUCCUAAACAUGAACCAUACAUACUAUGUACUCAUAUUUCCUCAAAUAAUAGCUGUCCUGUGAUAAAUCGCCACCCUUGAGCAAUUGCCCCCCUUUGACAAAAAUAUUUAAACAGUGGCCGCCAUCGAAUAAUUACCCCCCCCCCCACCCCUCUGAGCAUCCUCUUUUUGUUUUAUUCCCUCCCUGUCAAGUUAAAAGUUGACACCUUAAAUAACAAACAAGCUUUUAUUUGAUUGUUUGAAUGCACAGGUUUUGUUACAGUUUUUUCUAUGGUAAUGUUCAUGUAUUUCACUUUUUCCUUUAUUCCUGUCAAGUAUUCAAAAGUUGACACCUUAAAUAACAAACAAGCUUUUAUUUGAUUGUUUUGAAUGCAUUUUUAACUCAAAUACUGUUGGUUUUUUGUUACAGUUUUUUUCUAUGGUUAAAACUUUUCAUGUUUAUUUGCAGGGAAAUUUUUCCUUUUGUGAAUUCUUUUUGUAUUUAAAAUCAUUCUAUAAAAAAAAUUAUUAAAUUUAGUUUUAAGCUUAUUUAUGAACAACUCAAAAAUAAAAUAAUUCUUAAACUUAAUUUGCAUUUGUAAACAAAAACUUCACCAGUUUUAUCGAUAAAUUAGCAAAAAUUUGUUAAAACUUCCAACCAACUCCCUUCUUCGUAUUUGAAACAGCUUGCUUGAUUAGUUGUGAAAUUCCUUUGUUUGUUUACAAACCUUUUGCCCUCAAAUAAUAGGAACCAGUGCAUAUUCACUGAUUGAGUAGUGAAAAAAAACUAUCCACUGUUUUAGUAUAUACUAAAACAAAAUAAUUCUGUAACAACUUCCGCCGAGCAAUAUUUGAAAUAACCACCUCCCUUGAAUACUCACCUUCCCUCAAAUAAUAGCCCUCAUUUAGUGUGAAAAAAUAAUUAACUGCCACCCCUCGGCUGUCGAGGAAAUAUGGUACUUACAUGUAUACAAAGCCUUCCAGGUGAUAAAAGUCAUAGCGGAAUCAAAAUAUGGGACUGUUUGAACUAAACUAGCAAACAGGCUAGUUUUGUUUUUCUUUCUUUUCAGGUCACUAGAAUAAAGCACUGUUCUUUGUCAUGCAAAAAUAAAAUGAAAGAAAAUGUGUAGUUCAGUGCUGUUUCUGUCUACCAAUAAUCACAGAAAUGCGGCUUCCCACACAAGUGAAAAGUGCUUGUUUUUAGUUUUUUCUGGUCUCUUUCAUUUUUAUGUAACAAACCCACAACUCCCUUUUUCAGUGCAUUCAAAGUGUCUGCAAAGCAAACAUUUUGAGAAAUUGUAAGCGUUCUUGGAAGUCAGGAUAUGUUUUUGUUACAUUUUCUUGGAUUAAGGUUUUUAUUGUCCUUGUGAAAAGAACCGCUAUGUGGAACUUCUUAUUUCUUGCAAAGUCAGCAAUUUUUAUGCCCUUUCUUUUGUCAACAGGCCCUUUAAUUAAGCAUAUUAUUUUUUAUCUUGGCUGCAUAUCUCAGAGAGUUAGUGUUGACUUUUUGUGAGGCAUUUUGCUGUCCCAUAGGUGAUACAAGGUUUUAUCUUUAUCCACAGGCAUCUGUUUGUAUGGCUGUUGUUGUUAUUGAAGUCUAAGCAUUAAUCUUUUGUACUUUAUAGAAGAAAAACAGAGGAACAUUAUCAUGGCUACAAAUGAUUGAUGUUCAGAUUUCACUAACAACAAUGGCCACACAAAUAGAGGGUGAUCUGCCUGUACUUUUUGCGCGAAUAAAGCCAUAGUCAACUAUUAUAUUUCACAGGAGCCUGAUAAUCACUUGAGACUGAGUUCAUCACUGAAGCGCUAUGAUCAUCUCUAUAACCUAACAGUCACUUACAAAGAUGGUGUUACAAAGAAGGAAAGAGAACAAACUUUUAAAAAGUAAGUUUUAUGCAACUGUAUGGCACUGUAGUUUUUUAAGGUGGUACUGGAGACUAAAACUGUGCUUUUUGUUACUAGCUUGGAGCUGGCCAGUGCAUAACACAGUUUGCAAAGUUUCAGUUCAGGGCAAUCCCACUUAAGGAACUAAUUAAAAGUUUUGUUUCUAGGACCAAUUUAGCAGGAAAAAUUUGGUAAACUGAAAGCUAUAAAUGCAGUUGUGGUGAAGAAGAUUAUAUCCCUGACAGCAGACAAAUUUGACAGUUUUAAUAUCCAGCUUUGACUUAUAACACAAUCACAAACUCCUUUGUUGUAUAAGCUUUUUACUUCAUAUUCAGGUUAUUUCGAAAGGAAAUCCUAUAAUUUUAUCAACUUCUCCUCACAUACUGAAGCACCUUGACGUUACGUGAAUUCCUCUAGUUAACACAUUUAAAAACAUGCACUUACUAUGUACUUUAAAUACAUCCACAUCCAUGAUCGUGUUGUCUGUCACUUUGUACAUUUUUGCACUUCACCCCACAGGGCACAGUGGAUUGUAUUAUAUUACGAAAUUGUAUAUAUAGUUUUUUCUUAUUUAUUACAUAGGUGUAUUUUCGAAGCAUAUUGAAUAUCGUGUAUCUUUUAAGUAGUUUUUAGAAUAGUUAAAUCUUAUUGGCUUAUAGUAUUAUGUAUAUAUAUUUCUUAUUAAUAAGUUAUUUAAGUAGUGUCCCCGAUUAGUAGGUCUGACGGCAAGCUAGAAGACUAGACACUUAAAUAAAGUUGUUGAUUGAUUGAUUGAUUGAUUGUGACCUUGAUUACAAUUAGAUUUUACAGUUGAUGGCAUAAAUUGCCUCUGUUUACUGUAGAAUUGAAUAAUUAUGAACUUGACCGAUCAAAAGAACUUUCUGCACAAAGUUGAUCAUGAUGCUAUAUAUCAGCUUAAAAUAUCUGUUGCCCCUGGGCAUUUCCUAUAGAAGUACAGUCAACUUUCUCGUAAGCGGCCAUCCUUGGUGCAUGAGAAAGUGGUCGCUUACAAGAGGUGGUCACUCACGAGAAGUGGUCGCCAUGAGAGAGUUCACUGUAGUGGAAAGAUGUUAUUCAAGUGUCAAUUAACCUCAUCUUGUUUGAUCAUGUCCUUAAUUCGCAUGACUACUCUGUUGUAUAAAACACUGGUAUAACAAGGAGAAAUUCAAUACUGAACACUCUUAGGGUAUAAGGGGUUGAUCAACCUCAGCAUCUCUUGGUUUUUCUUGUCUCAAGGUCUGUGGCUUCCUGGUUUGAUGAAGAAGGAAAUCUGCUGUUUGAUAUUCUGGAGAAAGAUGUCAAAGAGCUUCAUGCUGGAGUUUCUUCAGAAAAGAAGGACAAGUGAAUUAUUGUUUCACAAGUCAUGAUAUGUUAACUUAGCUUGCAGUUGAACGAAAAUAAAUUAAAAGAAAGCCAUUUGUCCGGAAUCUGUUUUGCUAAAUAGACACAAGAACUGUUUGAUUUCUCCACAUAAAUUAACCCUUGAAGCUUCAAAUUUUCUUGACUGAUCUCCAUACAUUUCCUUACAGAAUACGUUAAGAGAAUUUGUAUAAAUAUCAAUGCAUUUUCCAUAAUGUGAUCAUUUUCAUUAAUUCUCGUAACAUUUUCUCUUGAUUAUGAAUAUAGAUACUGACAGGAGAUAAUUAAUGUCCAUCACUCUUAGGACGUAAAAGGUUAAACCUGCAAGUGCCUUGAAUGAACUGAAUCUGAGAAAUCUAAUUAACCCUCACCUCAUGGCAGUAGAAGCUUUUUUUUUAAGCGUGUGAAAAGAACAUGGGGAUACCUUUAUCCGGGUUUUGGUUUUUGCUUUUCUUGCCUCUUUUUUUUGUCUUUUGCUGGCCAUCUUUUAGUAGGCUUCAUUUUGAUGGGAAAAGUUUUUAGGAAAGCUUUUUGAAUCUUAGGAAGAGUCCAAUUCAAAUGAAAUUCUGGAC
Porites lobata is the source of this 7025-nucleotide messenger RNA. The record is from the annotation of a GenBank genome assembly. Lineage: Eukaryota; Metazoa; Cnidaria; Anthozoa; Scleractinia; Poritidae.